AAGGCAACAGGAACGCAGAAUUUCCAGCAGAGAGACGAACGAACAAGCCCAGGGAGAGGUAGGGGUAAUUUUGACCCUUAGAUGAUAAAUACAUGCAAACAAAUUAUAAAAAAGGUAUAAUACACGUUAAAUGGUAGUAUAAUCAAUUAGAACAUAUUUAUAGUCCCUUUUUUACGAAGAAAAUCUUUUGAAUGGCAUUUGUGCGAAGCGCAAUGUUUCGAGUCCCAAAUAUGCAAUUAUCUCCCUGGGCUCUAGCUAUACACGGGAUACUGUCAAACCAGCCCUUAAGAGGGAAUUGAGGGAACCUGCCGACACAAAUGAAAGAUAGAGCAGCGACCACGACUCUAUGAUUGCUUCGGUGCUUCCUCCCCGUUCCGUUCUCCCAAUCGCGGCUAAGUCUCCGCCUCCAGAGACAGAUGUCGGCGGCGACGGAGGUUGCGCCAGUUCAGCAACCGAGCCAUCCGGCGGCGGCGGGGUGGCUCGGCCUCGGUCUGCUCUUCCAGAUCCUGCUCCGGAUCAUCCGCUCCUCCUGGGCGCAGCUUCUCUCCUUCGUGCGCCUGCGCCACCGGCUCCUCCCAGUUACCGCGUCGCCUGAGCUGGCCUUCGUGCAGCUCCCACCCGAGGCGCCUGCUGACGCGUCGCCUCCGCCGCUUCGGCGGCUCAUGGUCGUGCUUGACUUGGAUGAGACUUUAGUUUGCGCGUACGAGUCAUCGAGCCUUCCUUCUACUAUGCGCACACAUGCUGUUGAGGCAGGAUUGCAUCGCUUUGACAUGGAGUGCGUAUUGUCUGAAAAGGAUACUGAGGGAAGGCAGAGGAUAAAUCGUGUAACUGUCUUUGAGCGUCCUGGCUUACAUGAGUUUUUGCAGCGAACUAGCGAAUUUGCUGACCUUGUUCUCUUUACAGCUGGUUUGGAAGGGAAUACAGAGAGCAUGUAAAAGACCUUUCUUGUUUGUCCAAAGAUUUCCAGAGAAUUGUCCUUGUUGACAACAACCCAUACAGUUUCUUACUGCAACCAUUGAAUGGAAUACCAUGCGUUACGUUUUCGGCUGGACAACCUGUUGACGACCAGCUUAUGGGAACGAUGUUUCCGCUUCUCAAGCAUCUCGCUCUCCAAAAAGAUGUGAGGCCUGCAUUGUAUGAAGCAUUUCACAUGCCAGAGUGGUUCCAAAGACAAGGAAUCCCACAAAUUGAACAGGCAGUCUAGGAAUUGCAGCUACCACAUUGGACAAUUGAAAGUCUCAAAAACCUGCUACUGUACAGUAGAACUCUUUUAGCUCUCCCCUACCAGCGUUAUUAAUUCCCUUGACGGAGUCUCAGCAGCACAACCACCGUGGCAUCCUGCUCGUAGCCGCCAGGCGUGGCGGGAGGGCGAGGUUGGAGUCUGCGUGCUGCAUCAAUCCAAGCAGUCGACGCAGACUGGUUCGCAGCACGGCGCAACCCAUUCAUGGCACGUCACUUCCCUAGGAGCUGGACCACUUCAUCUUCAUCCGUGCAUGGCCUUUCAUCAAUGGCAACAACUUCUAUUAGAGGCCGAGUGAAGCACUUCCAGAGCCGAACCAAACGGAUAACGUUUUUAGUUCCUCUGUAGUAGUAACAGUUAGCACUGUUAGUAGCUAGUUGCAUUACCAUUCCCGCACUCCCUCUUGAAACAAACAGCACCAUGGUUGUAGUGCUCCCAACCAUUAUUUAGGUCAAGAACCAGAAAUCCGGUUGAAAACACAGUGCAUCAGAUUAAACGACAAAGGCAAAUCUAUGAAUUCCAUUUUGCUAUACCAUGAGUUGGAUCAACACUGUAGUACAUGGCAACUGUACAGAAAAAAAAAGGAACCACUUUUCUCAUAUUUACAUGCAUGAACCAGCGCAUAUACACGAUCGAUUCACCUUGCAAAACAGGUUUUUCAACGCCAAGUGUUGACCUAAAAAAACCACGAAGCCAAAUCCUACUGCAAAAGGAAACAUGUUGUUUCAGGAGCCAGUAGCUUCAGAAAGUGUUGCCUACUUGUCAGGAACGAGUCUGAUUGGCCGUUGAACUAUAUUUGAACGAAAGCCAUCGGUGUUGCAACGCUUCGCUGGCCGUUGGUCUGUUUCUGGGAUUUAUUUGCAGCAGGUAAGACAAAAAGUCAACAAAUUUCUUGUCUGGGCACUGCAAGUGGCGCCGCAAAGAGGAUUUCUCUGGGAUCAAAUACUCCAACUGAUCUGUCUCCUAUUUUUUAGCAGGAAAUGGAAUGGAAAAAGUAAGUAUCCAGUGAUGAAUGGAAACUGCACAAAGAACAAACAACUAAAAUUCUUAUGCCAAAGAUCUCAUGGUGUGAUGGUGACAACAAACUGUUAGGGUACCUCGUUCCAGUAAUUACCAGUCAUGUGGUUUUCAGGUCAUCAUUCAAAAUCAACACGAACAACAUCACUGAUUUGUUGUCAACUAUAGUGCAUACUGAAACAAAGUUAUGUUGGUAAUCUUGCAUAUAAUCCAAUAAUUACCUCGUUCGUGUGGAAAAGGUCAUAGUCAUCUGUGAAGUACUUCUGGGUCUCCUGUCCUGAUGCAAGCAUUUCCAUAUCAAUUGGACCAAUUAUCCCAAUCAUACGAGCAAGAAUGAUUGGCAUUGAUUCAUUAGGAAAGAGUACCUGUGACAUGUCAAAAGGGUCCAAGUCACAUCUAUGACGUCUUUUAGAAAACAGGAGUACAUAUAGCAAAUACUACUGUCAGUUUCAAGAGACAAUGAUUCCCCGUUAUAUGCAUUCUGAAAUCACAAGCAUUUUCCAGAUGUUUAGCAAUUUAAGCUUUUGAAACCACAGGAAAAUAGCCACCACACAAGGUUCGAAUCGUAAAUUCGCAUUUGGGUACAUAUUUCUUCGUAAUGCAAUGUCACCUAAGGUUCAACCAACAUGUCAAGCACCUACAGAAUUCUGGCAUAUAUACAUCUUCUCUGGAUGAGAUGAGUAACAAAACAAGGUAAAACAACACAAUGAGAAUCUCAAAUGCCAACAGUUAUUUACCACAGUAAAUGCCAACACAAUGUUGGUUCACAUGUUGAAAUUUCAAUAUUAUACCAAACAAAACAGAGAACAGGAAGUCAAGAUAUAUACUUACUUCACCAGUGUACAGUUCAGAUAAGAUGCAGCCAAGAGACCAAAUGUCAAUUUUCUGAUCAUAUGGUAAACCCAAGAUGACCUCAGGAGAUCGCUCUUCAGAAGGAUAUUCUCUGGUUUCAGAUCACAGUGAACUAUGUUUAAAUGAUGCAAGUACACCAAAGCCUCCAAGCAUUGUCGAGCUAUAGCCUGAAAGCAAAGAGAAAACACUCUUACAUUUGUAGCUGCAAAUGCUUUUCUAAUUACUUGAAUUAGAGUUAACUAAUCCAUAUGACAGCAGUAAGGAGUAAUUUGAUCACAAAACAGUUGCAUAUACCUGUAUUCUGGGCAGUGAAAAGUACACCUCGUCACCAGACUCCUGGUUAUAUUUCUGAAACUCAUAAAGAUUUGCCCGUAGUAACUCAGUGACAAUAAAGAGAUGUUCCUGUUGAAUUGUUUCACCA
Molecule: messenger RNA, 3530 nt
Organism: Zea mays
Lineage: Eukaryota; Viridiplantae; Streptophyta; Magnoliopsida; Poales; Poaceae
Product: probable phosphatase PSR2
Exons: 7
Coding region: 417-935 (172 amino acids)
Source: RefSeq, a predicted model, not a curated record